GAUUCUGUGAAGAUGAAAAGGGAUAUCUUAUGGUUUUACGGAAUAUAAAGCAAUAUUGUCUGUCAUGACGGCAAAAAAUGUUGGUGUGACUUCCACAAAUGGAGACUUGAAAGGAUUUAUAGAUCAGAACCAGAGUCCAACAAAAGGUAAUAUUUCAAUAAUCACAUUACCAGUUUCCAGCACCAACUCCCCAACUAAGAUUUUGCCAAAAACCUUAGGACCAAUCAAUGUGAAUGUUGGACCCCAAAUGAUCAUAAGCACAUCACAAAGACUGACCAAUUCAGGGAGUGUUCUGAUUGGGAGUCCAUAUAAUCCAGCUUCAACGAUGGUCACACAGACACACAUAACGGAAGCUUCUGGCUGGGUCCCAGGGGACAGGAAGCGGACUCGAGAAUUUAUAGAAUCAGAUUUUUCAGAAAGUAAGAGAAGCAAAAAAGGAGAUAAAAAUGGGAAGGGUCUGAGGCAUUUUUCAAUGAAAGUAUGUGAAAAAGUUCAACGUAAAGGAACAACUUCAUACAAUGAAGUCGCUGAUGAGCUGGUAUCAGAAUUCACAAAUUCUAACAGCCACCUAGCUACAGAUUCGCAGGCUUAUGAUCAGAAGAAUAUUAGACGAAGAGUUUACGAUGCCCUUAAUGUCCUGAUGGCAAUGAACAUAAUUUCAAAGGAAAAGAAGGAAAUCAGAUGGAUCGGCCUUCCUACAAACUCAGCUCAGGAAUGUCAGAAUCUAGAGAUAGAAAAACAGAAGCGGAUUGAAAGGAUAAAACAGAAGCGAGCCCAACUACAAGAACUGCUGCUGCAGCAAAUAGCAUUCAAAAACUUGGUACAAAGAAAUCGGCAAAAUGAACAACAAAAUCAAGGCCCUCCAGCUUUGAACUCAACAAUACAGCUGCCUUUCUUAAUAGUCAACACUAGCAAAAGAACAGUUAUAGACUGCAGCAUAUCAAGUGAUAAAUUUGAAUACCUCUUCAAUUUCGAUAACACUUUUGAGAUUCAUGAUGACAGUGAGGUGCUGAAGAGAAUGGGAAUGUCCUUUGGGCUUGAGGCAGGCAAAUGCUCAGCUGAGGACCUAAGAACUGCAAAAUCACUGGUGCCAAAAGCUUUAGAAGGCUACAUCACGGAUAUGUCUGCAGGAUUUUCAUGGAUAAACCAAGGGUUACUUUCAAGUUCCACACAAGCAGUUUCACAUUUAGAGGUAGCAGGAGGCACUUCCGAUGCUAAAUCAAGUGAGAAUCCAGGGUUGUGUUUGGAUGCUGAAGUGGCCUUAGCAACGGGGCAGUUUCUUGCCCCUAGCAGUCAACAGUCCAGCAGUGCAACAUCACGCUACUCUGAAUCACGGGGAGAAACUCCAUGCUCCUUCAACGAUGAAGAUGAAGAGGAUGAAGAGGAGGAUUCUUCCUCCCCAGAAUAAGGACAGUAGAAAACGGAAUAUACAAAAUGCUGCUCAUAAAUAUUCUUAAUGGGAGCUCCUGUUUGGAUUUUACUUAAGUUUCUUGCCUUGGUUUGCACUGUGUUCAGUGAAGCAAAAUGGAAGCUUCAAGACAAAUUCAUCCACAGCUGAAAUUGAAAACUUUUUGUAACUGAACACAGAGUGACGUGCAAACAGAGCGAAGUGGUUUUUAUCAACUAUAACCAAGGAAAAGAACAAAGCCCCUGGAGAUUUGGCAAAGUAAACAUCAAGUUCACAUUUUCCAUUUUGGGACAUUCUGUCUCAAGUCUCUGUCUUCCCAUUAUCUUUACCAGAUGGAGAAGAAAACAGAGUCAGUCAACAAAUGCCAGUUCUUGCAUUGUCUUUUGGCUGUGCUACCUUUAGAAAAAGGGGGAGAGAGAGCACGCGUGAAUGUGCUAAAAUAGCUAUUUAAAACUAUCUUAUAUGAAAAUUGUUCUAGGGAAAAGGGGCUGUUAGAAUGUUUGCUUUUUUCUGUUCAACUUGCUGUAUAGAAGAUUCUUAAAGUAAUAUAAAUUGCAAGUGAUUAAAUGAAUCUUGAAAUAGUUUAAAUCCAUUUUAGAUACUCUAAAAGUAACGAUAGUAUGUCUCUUUUGAAAGGUUCAUAUGUUCAUUUAUACUGCAGACCUAAUUUAUUAUAAAUAAGUGAUUAUUCUUAGCCAUUAUGAAACAGGAUAAAAACAGCAGUAUUCUCUGCACCAGCUUUUUCCAAGGAAAGAAAGUUUAAAAAUUGUAUUUCUAGAUUAUAGUGUAUCCAGUAUAGCUUCUCCUUUACUCUUCUGACUUUAUAAUCCCUGUGAUUUU
Pygoscelis adeliae (Adelie penguin) is the source of this 2248-nucleotide messenger RNA. RefSeq names its product transcription factor Dp-2 (E2F dimerization partner 2) (gene TFDP2). The transcript has 12 exons. Gene Ontology annotation, cellular component: nucleus; transcription regulator complex. NCBI's taxonomy places the organism in Eukaryota, Metazoa, Chordata, Aves, Sphenisciformes, Spheniscidae. The coding region runs from base 65 to 1408 and encodes 447 amino acids. Gene Ontology annotation, molecular function: RNA polymerase II transcription regulatory region sequence-specific DNA binding; DNA-binding transcription factor activity, RNA polymerase II-specific. The record is from RefSeq and is a predicted model, not a curated record. Gene Ontology annotation, biological process: regulation of cell cycle; regulation of transcription by RNA polymerase II.